GAAGUUUUCAGCAUUGAGCCGCUUCAGCGACGACUUAAAAACACCAUUCAAAAAACAAUAGAAAGACUUAGCAGUUUCAUAAAAGCGGAGAAAUAUCAUCCGAGAUAUGGGUGGUGAGAGUCAAAAUGUUGAAAUAGGCCUAAAUAGACUAAAUCGAAUGGUUGUAGAGGUGAAUUUGAGUACAGGAACUCUAUAGGAAUCGAAUGGAGGCUUUGAAAAACAAUGAAAACUGGGGAAGUGAUGCCUGGAAAUGUAUUUGCAGAGUGAGGGAAUUGUGUCCUUUAAUACAAUGCAUAACCAAUUAUGUAUCGAUGGACAUAAUGGCAAACACACUACUGGCUGCUGGGGCUUCUCCUGCCAUGAUUCAUGCUUUAGAAGAAAUACCUGAUUUUACUCCUCAAGUGGAUGGCUUGUGCAUCAAUAUUGGGACCCUCACCCCACAAUGGAUUACUUCAAUGAAAACUGCUGCAGUUAAGGCUCUUGAGUCUCAGAAGCCUUGGGUUUUGGAUCCUGUGGCUGUUGGGGCUUCGAAAUUCAGAAUGGAUAUGUGCACGGAGUUAGUCAGGCUUAACCCCACGGUCAUAAGGGGAAAUGCUUCAGAGAUCUUGGCACUAGCUGCUAAUUCUGUUGCGCCAUCCAAGGGAACAGACAGCAGCCACAUAUCAACAGAUGCACUGGAAGCUGCAAAAGAUUUAGCAUGUAGAACUGGAGCUAUAGUUGCAGUGUCAGGAGCUGUAGAUCUUGUUACAGAUGGAAAAAGACUACUGGGUGUGAGAAAUGGAGUACCUCUGAUGCAGAAGAUCACAGCAUCCGGUUGUGCAGUUACUGCACUUAUUGCAACUUUAGUUGCAGCACACCCAUCUCUUCCAUUUGAGGCUACUGCUUUUGCUCUUGCUCUUUUUGGGAUGGCAGGUGAAAUCGGCAUGGAAAAGUCAAAUGGGCCUGCCUCAUUGCGGAUGCACCUGAUAGAUGCCCUUCAUGGUUUAGAUGAGGAAUCAGUAGCAUCAAGAAUCAAGAUUUCCUGGCUGUGAAAUUCUUUAUCAUAGGUAACCCUCUCUCAAACGGUAACGUGUAUCAAAUUCCUUAUCAUAGACAACUAUGUCAAACUUAGAUUUAUACAUAUAUGAAAAUCCCUGUCAUUAGUUGAACUUGUUUCGAAAUGGUAAAUGAAGUUUAUAUUUAUUUA
This is a messenger RNA of Cryptomeria japonica (Japanese cedar), 1186 nucleotides long. RefSeq names its product hydroxyethylthiazole kinase. The coding region runs from base 204 to 1031 and encodes 275 amino acids. The record is from RefSeq and is a predicted model, not a curated record. Gene Ontology annotation, molecular function: magnesium ion binding; hydroxyethylthiazole kinase activity; ATP binding. NCBI's taxonomy places the organism in Eukaryota, Viridiplantae, Streptophyta, Pinopsida, Cupressales, Cupressaceae. Gene Ontology annotation, biological process: thiamine biosynthetic process. The transcript is spliced from 2 exons.